Molecule: messenger RNA, 4000 nt
Organism: Schizophyllum commune H4-8
Lineage: Eukaryota; Fungi; Basidiomycota; Agaricomycetes; Agaricales; Schizophyllaceae
Exons: 6
Coding region: 182-3808 (1208 amino acids)
Biological process (GO): SREBP signaling pathway
Cellular component (GO): Golgi membrane; endoplasmic reticulum membrane
Molecular function (GO): sterol binding; protein binding
Source: RefSeq, a predicted model, not a curated record
GCGCGCGCCCUGCCUCCUACCGUCACCAUCCCCGGCCACCGCUGCAGCCAUCUGAGCGCACGACGCUUCCUCGCAACCCCAGUCGUCCGCGCUUGAUCACUGUCGCUUCCCCUCGGGCAUACAUAUCGGCCCCCCGCGCCGACCGGGUCAUCACUUGCGCUCCUCCUACUCCUCCACCAUCAUGAUCACGUAUGGGCAGCAGACGCUGCAGAACAUACGCCAGUACUGCCAGCGUCUUUUCCUGCAGUUUGGACACCACUGCGCCACCCACCAGAUCCGCGUCCUUCUCAUCUCGGGCGUUGUCAUCACAUCCCUCUGCUACCCCGCGCUCGCCGUCUACACCUCUUCCGUCCCCGAGUCUGUCUCUAUCCUCGACACCUUCACAGGCACGAGCGCAGUCAAGGACCUGCACAACCUCUGGUCUUCCCACAGCACCCUCCGCGUGCAGGAAGACGCGGUGUCGCGCGCGCGUUGCGGCGUCGGCCGCGUCCUACGCCAGGAGCGCGUGCUCGUGGAGAGUCCCCUCGAUGACGACGACGGCGCGGUCAACCACCAGAUCCUCUUCUCCACCCUCACGCUCGAGCGCAGGAUCGAGGACCUCAUAGGCGACCGAUGUCUCAAGCGCCCCGACGGCCGCGGUUGCUUCGUGCUAUCCCCCCUCGCGUUCUGGGACCACGACCUGCGAAGCCUGAUUGCGGACGCAAACAUCCUUGACACGCUCAGCUUGACGAAGAACGUCUCCGUCGCGGGCGUCCCGCUCACACCGCAGAUGGUCACCGCAGGGCGUAGCUCGCCUGACGGCUCCAGCACGUCCUUCGACUUUGCACGCUUCCUCGUCCUUACGUACUUUUUCCCCGAGACGGACUGCCUCGCGACGAGCAACCACGCCGCGUGGCUAGAGGUUGUCUCCACCGCAGCAUCGACGAACGCCAAGAUCAGCGUCGAGGUGCAAGAGCCGUCCAUCGUCGCGCUCGAGUACGAUCCUUCCCUAUCGCAAAGCCGCGGCCUCUCUGCGCUCUCCGCCUUCCUCUACCUUGCCUACACCGGCGUCCUGGCAUACAUCACUAUCUGCAUGCGCCGCAUGACUGGUGUACACUCCCGCCUCGGUCUCACCUUCACCGCCAUCGUCGAGAUAGUUGUCAGUACUAUCACUAGUCUUAGCGUCUGUGCCUUGGUAGGCUUCAAGAUUACCAUGGUUCCUUGGGAGAUCCUUCCCGUGACGAUCGUAUUCGUCGGCGCUGAACACAUGAUACAUCUGGUAUAUGCCGUCACCCGAACACCGAUCACGGUGUCUGUCAAGGAGCGCGUCGCAAUGGGUCUGAGUGUCGCCGGGACGUCGAAUACUCUGAAGGUCGUCUCAUAUAAUGCCAUCCUUGGCGUUAUCGCCGUGUUCUCCGCGGGCGCGAUUCGCCAGUUUUGCACCUUCGCUGUCGUGGUGCUUGUUGCGCAUUGGUUCCUCGCACACACGUUCUUCCUCACCGUUCUGUCGAUUGACAUUCAGAGGCUAGAGCUGGACGAACUUCUGCGGCAGAACACAAGUUUGGGACCAGCGAUACCGGCGCGGGAGCGGCCGCUGGGGCAUCCAAACUCGUUCGCCAACAAGGUGGUGUUCCUAUGCAGAAGAUUACUGAAGGGUCGCGCGACCAAGAACAUCAGCUUGUUCAUGCUGCUCGGUAUUACCGCUACACUGUACUACGCGACGACCCCUGCUUCCUUCGUCCUAUCGUCUUCAGCGUCUCCAGCAGCGCCCACUGUCAGCGGCGCCCUCACUCGCCCGCGUACCAACAUCACCCACUACGAGCACAACGCCAACGAGCCACCUGCCAAGCAAAUCUGGAAGCUCCUCAACCCUGACGAGAUCACCCCCUUCCACGUCGUCGCGCAGGCGCCGACCCGCGUCACCUUCAUCCCUGAGGCGUCGCGCGCUGCUGAGGACCACCGGCACCACAUCCGCCUCGGUUUCUCGACGCGCACGUUCCGCUUCUUCGCGUGGUUCCUCCGCACGAUCAUCUUCCCCAUUUCGGCGACUACGACUGCGCUCUACGGCCUCUUGCUCUACCUCUUGAAGAAUGCAGAGCUCCUCGAGGCGCAGCGGCACCGCCCCGAGGCGGAUGCGCCGCCCGCGAAGGAGGAUGCGAAGUCGUUGGAGGGCGAGGUCGCGUUUUCGACGCACGCGCGCGCGUUCACGAGCGACGUCGAGCUGCUCGCGGCGAGCGCGCUCGGACACGUCGUCGCCGCCGUCGGGCUGCAGAACGAGGUUACGAUCUGGCGCACAAGUGCGACCGGCCGGCGGUCGCACGUCUCGAUCGACCUCGCGGUUGCGCUUGCUAGGUCAGCGAGCUCUUCCUCCGCCAGCCCCGUCAUCACCGCGAUCGCGGUCGACGGGCCGGGGACGCUGUGCGCGGUCGGCACGGGCGAGGGCGUAGUGGCGGUUUUCCAGGUGCUGCAGGGCGCAGUGCGUCCACUGGCGACGAUGGGCGUGGAGAACACGAGCGCGGGCGUCGUCGACAUGGCGUUCGUCGGCGCGGGGAGGCCGCAGGAGCGGCCGGCGCCAUAUCGGACGCCCCCGUCAUCGCGCCCGGUGACACCGGUGCCACAAGCGGCGGAGCCUGUCCUGACGGUCUGCUAUGAGAGCGGGCUGGUGGCGAAGUGGACGGUCAGCGCGAGUCCACAGGCGACGUUUGUGACGCCGAGGCGCGGUGCUGGGGUGGUGCGGACAUGGCUGGUGCGCUCGGGCGGGGAGGGAGGCCAUUUGCUCGCGGCGUUUGCGCAGGAGGACGGCCGGCUGGAGCUCGUCGAUCUUAGCGAGGAUGGUAGCGAGAGCCUGGUGCACCCGGAGCUGUGCUUGCACCCUGGAAGCGCGGUCGACCGGGUAGCGCAAGUUCAUGUCGCGGCGAUACAACUGGAGGGCGAGACGCGAGUUGUCGUGGCGGCUGCGACUGAUGCAGGGGUCGUGUCACUAUGGGAUGGCUUGACGGGUGAUGUCAUUGCUGUACUCGACGACGCGCAUGGCACUGUCACACGUCUUCGCAUCGCGCCAGUCAAGAGUGACGCCUGUCGACGCUGUGGCCACCAUCCGCUCGAAAGCUUCGUCGUCGCCCUCGCGGCCAGCCAAAACGUGCGUUUCUUCCAAGCCUAUCUCUCUGACGACAAGACGCAGCGCUGCUCCUGCUCCCGCGCGCGUCAGUUGCCCUCUUCUUUGGGCCGCCGCUCGCGCAGCAGCAGCUUCGCCGGCGCGCCCUCCCCCGUCCUCGGCCGCAAGCGCCUGCCCUUCAGCGACGACGCACCCUACCCGAUCUCGGGGCACGGCGUGCACUCGCGCCGCGCGUCAGAGAAGGACCGGCGCGGGUAUGGCGCGGAUACGCUCGGCGUCGAGGACGCGGCGCUGUUCGACCGCGAUGCGCGGCCAGUGAGCGCGUUCUGGCAGCGCGCCUUCGUCGUCGCGGCCGCGGAGGCGCCGUGCGCGAUGGGGAGCUGGGAGCAGUGCGCCAGGGGUGUGGUGGGCGUCCGCCGGCGGCCGCGCGCGCUGGGGAAGGGCCCGCCGCCCGUGCCGUCGACGUCGGCGUCUUCGUGGGGCUUGACGAGCACGGUGCUCGAGCGGUGGGAGGUGUGGCGGUACGAGCCCUCGACCGGCGACGUGUGGUCCUCGCCGCUAUCCGCGGUGUUUGAUGCGGCCUCGGUGCCGGAUGAAGGGGACCACGUUCCGCGCAUGCCGUUCACGCGUGUGUAUCCGCUAUUGCUGGGUGGAGUGUGCGGGUUUGCUGGAUUCGGCAACACGGUGGGGAUGUUCGAGUUCGGGGAGAGAUGACAGCGUUUGGAGACAUGUCCGCUAUGCAGGUGGAGGGUGCCGGUGGUUGCGGGCAACCGGAAAAUGUAUUGUAUGGCCAUAAACAUGGAAGAUAAUGUAUCAAAUGGAUAUACUUAGAGUAUCUACAGAUCUACUGACUAUUUGCAUCGUUCUGGGAUUGUGGGGGUGUGGUCUGGCCGAUUUCGAGGUGAG